Molecule: messenger RNA, 798 nt
Organism: Epithele typhae
Lineage: Eukaryota; Fungi; Basidiomycota; Agaricomycetes; Polyporales; Epitheliaceae
Product: kinase-like domain-containing protein
Exons: 5
Biological process (GO): protein phosphorylation; mitotic DNA damage checkpoint signaling
Cellular component (GO): nucleus
Molecular function (GO): protein serine/threonine kinase activity; ATP binding
Source: RefSeq, a predicted model, not a curated record
GUGCUUCAAGCAGCACGUAUGGUGGACGGACGGGACGUAGUGAUUCGGGUUGUUCGUAUGGGCGCAGUUGGGGAGAUGCACUUGCGCAUCUUGACUGUCCUUGGACGAGGCAAGUGGGCAACACUAUCCCGCAACCACGCGCUACCCCUUUACGAUACCAUCGACCUCGGCGAUAUCACUUUUGCGGUCUUCCCCAAGGCUGGACCCCGAAUGGAUCUCGCGUUCGGUCCGGGGAUCGGUUGCUCCGUCGGGGACAUUAUGGAUAUGAUCAUGCAGUGUCUUGAGGCACUCGAGUUUCUGCAUUCCAACGGGAUAGCUCACCGGGACGCCUCCGUGCAGAACUUCUUGGUGCAAUAUCUUCCUAGAUCGAUCGCUCAUAGGAAGUGCGCCAACAAGGACUAUCCAUGGCCUGGACGCCCUCGGGUCUUCAUCAUUGACUUUGAGCUCUCCGUCAUGUUCCCAGAGGACACGCCGUCUCACGAGCAGGUGUGCGUGGGUCCGCUCUACGGCGGGACAGUCCCAGAAGGGAAUAUCCACCCGCACCGGUGCCCGCCCGAGGUACUCACUGGCGAGCCGUACAACCCCUACAUGCUCGACAUUUGGCAGUUCGGUAUGAGCCUUCGUUUCUUCCGGUCGACUAUCACGGAGAUCGACGCCGUACUUGAACGCAUGCUCGCGGCCGAUCCAACGACGAGACCAUCGGCGGGCGAGGCGCUGAAGCAGCUGGCAGGCAUUGUAGCUGGAAUUGCACCACGCGAUCUCCAGAUCCCGCCGAUCAGACUUGAGGAUUAUGAUUGA